Messenger RNA from Hippopotamus amphibius kiboko, 1492 nucleotides. RefSeq names its product ribosomal protein S6 kinase related (gene RSKR). Gene Ontology annotation, biological process: protein phosphorylation. The transcript is spliced from 12 exons. Lineage: Eukaryota; Metazoa; Chordata; Mammalia; Artiodactyla; Hippopotamidae. The coding region runs from base 1 to 1209 and encodes 402 amino acids. Gene Ontology annotation, molecular function: ATP binding; protein kinase activity. The record is from RefSeq and is a predicted model, not a curated record.
AUGGGAACAGUGAGCUGUCGGCAGGGGCAACAUGCCCAGAUGGCUGCUCCUCAUAAGCAGGGUGGCAACAUCCCGGGGCUCUGGGUCCAAGGCUGGAAGAGCCUCUGGUCAGGUGUGGGGACCAGCAGGUCAGGUCUGAAAGAGCUGUGGGGACUACGGGGGCAUCAGUUUCUGCACCUGGAGCCAGCCACACUGGCAGUAGAGAAGCCUCUGCCUGAGUGGCCAGUGCCUCAGUUCAUCAACCUCUUUCUGCCGGAGUUUCCUAUUAGGCCCCUUAGGGGGCAUCAGCAGCUGAAGAUUUUAGGCCUUGUGGCUAAAGGCUCCUUUGGAACUGUCCUCAAGGUGCUAGAUUGUGGCCAGAAAGCAGUAUUUGCAGUGAAGGUGGUGCCUAAGGUAAAGGUUCUACAGAGGGACAUCCUGAGGCAGUGCAAAGAGGAGGUUAGCAUCCAGCGACAGAUCAACCAUCCUUUUGUACACAGUUUGGGGGACAACUGGCAGGGAAAACGGCACCUCUUCAUUAUGUGCAGCUACUGCAGCACAGAUCUGUACUCCCUGUGGUCCACUGUUGGCUGCUUUACUGAGGCUUCCAUCCGCCUCUUUGCUGCUGAGCUGAUCCUGGUGCUGUGCUAUCUCCAUGACUUGGGCAUCAUCCAUCGAGAUGUGAAGAUGGAGAAUAUCCUUCUGGAUGAACGAGGCCAUCUGAAACUGACAGACUUUGGUCUGUCCCGCCACCUGCCCCAAGGAACCCGAGCCUAUACUAUCUGUGGCACUCUUCAAUACAUGGCCCCAGAGGUCCUGAGUGGAGGGCCUUACAACCAUGCUGCUGAUUGGUGGUCGCUGGGUGUCUUGCUUUUCUCUCUGUCAACUGGAAAGUUCCCAGUGUCCGCAGAGAGAGAUCAUGUGGCCAUGUUGGCAAGUGUGACCCACUAUGACUCUGAGAUCCCAGCUUCUCUUAACCAGGGGCUCUCACUCCUACUCCAUGAGCUCUUAUGCCAGAACCCCCACCACCGUCUACGUUACUUGCAUCACUUUCAGGUCCACCCUUUCUUUCGGGGUGUGGCCUUUGACCCAGAGCUCCUACAGAAGCAUCCAGUGAACUUUGUCAUGGAGAUACAAGCUCCCCAGCCCAGUCCAUCAUCGGAGUCUAUGUUCUUCAAGGACUUUGACUGUAAUCUGGAGUCCUUCCUGGCCCACUCCAGCCUGGCUUGAGCACCUCCACUGUAGUUGGGGACCAUCGGGGAACCUGAGGACCUCCUCCACUGCCAACUCAGUGUAACCAUCCUGAUGAUUCAGUUUAUUUUUACUCUGUAGCCUCUUAUCAUUCUGUUCCUCUAGGUGUUGGACCAGAGUUCAGACUGGGCAUUUUGCUAUUGGCAGCCACAAUGCCCUUAGUCCUUACCCCAUCAUACAACCCAUCUCUCAAUUCAACAUCUCAGAUCAGAGUGUGGACCUUUUCCUUUGUUUUAUUUCUCCAGUGCUUAUACCUGUGGUU